AUGGAGUUAAACACUGCAAACAUAGAUAGUAGAGGAUAUAAACAAAAAGAUAGACCAAAUCUAAUCUUUAAAUCCGAAGAUAUUGAAAAUUUAAAGGUAUACGCUAUACAUAAGUGUUUUCCGCCGUCGGCCGAUCGAUAUAAAUUACACAAUGCUAUUAAUCGGUUUGCCAAGUUAUAUGUUCAGAAUGAUAAGCUCUUCUGUCAGACGAAAGAGGGCGAGCAUUUAGAAAUUAUCAAUGGAGAAGAUCGAGAACGUAUUAAUGAUAUUCUAGCUGAAGCCCAUGGUGACCAACAUAUACCUAGUAUGGAAAUGGCCCGUCGCAUUCGGAGUAAAUACUAUGGUGUGGAUAUGAGUAUGCCGCGAGCUUGGGUUACGAUGUGCUUGGAAUGUCGGGCAGUUUAUUCAUGUAGGUCAUCCAAGAAGAGGUACGAUGAACUAGUGAAGAUUGUGCGUGAACCUUGGUUUGCUAUUUCUAUCUUUACGAUUAGUUUAGCUGACCUACUGCCGGGUAAAGGUGGAGUUUUACUGUGUAUACAAGAUAACUACUCAAAGUACGUAUUGCAUAAAGUCUUGCCUUUCUUUGACAUUGAUAAGGUCUGUGAGUUUUUGGAUGGCUGGACACGAUACUUUGGCUUCCCUGAGAUUAUUAAGAUUUUGGAUCCUAAAGUGCAAACUCAAGUCUUACAUGAUUACUGCUACCAACGUGAUAUUCAGAUUGUAUACUAUAAGGACGAUCCGGACCAUUUUGUCUUUGAUAUAACCGAGCAACCACGGUAUCUUAAACGGACUAUUCUUUCUAAAUUCCAAGAUAAGCAGCCCCAUGAACUGGACGAAGCUAUUGAAGAAGCCAUUAAGUUUCGGAACUUUGGUUUCUAUAAUGAAGAUACUACCGUACGUUCAGGCCGAGUUUCAGCUGAUGUAUUCUUUCGUCGGCCAGUGCGAACAACUAAGAAAGGAAGUGGCAGUCAGUAUUGGAAGACUUAUAAGCUUCCGGAUUUGAACUUGCCCUCUUUACUCUCUCUUCUACCUGAAUAUGCACCUAGUAAGGAUGAGGAGGCACAACGGCGGGAGGAAAACCUGCGCAUUGCCCGGGAGUUUAAUAUUACUGUGCCAAUUCCUAAAUCACUUCUGCCGAGAAAUAGGGUUCCUAAGCGCGUCAUGCUAGCUAAGUUGGCUAGUAUGCCCGUGGUUAAAACACCGGAAGAACAAGAGAUGGAAAUAGCACGUGAGCAGCUAAGGGCUCAAAUUGCUGCGAGUAAAUCGGCCGAGACAGAAGACAGUAAGUGUUCUACUAGCAGCAAUCAGUCUACUCCGGAACAGUUAGAUGAAGAAGAGUCAGAGCCGGUGGUUAUUAAGCGAACAAUGGAUCUUAAAACUGAUCGGGAACUGGAACAAGAACUGCGUUCGGAUAAGGACGCACUUAAUCUGGCCGUUCUUUACAAUCCAGAGAAACCGUACCAUGAACGUACUGAACUUCGUCACCCGGCCAUGGCUGCAAAUAGGGAUGCCAGGCGGUACUCUGGUUCUUUUGUAUACAUUGCUCCAUCUUCGGCCUUUCUAACGACUGAAGAACGGCAGCAGGGCAAGCGCCUAGUGACUACAAAGAGCUAUGAUGAGCUGCUGGCAGAGUGUCGGGGUAAGAUGGAAAAUCCCACGCGGGCGAGUUUGAUAGGACGAGGUGUUCAUCCAGAUCGGUUUGUUUUAGACGAAGAUUUGUAUUGGGUGGUUGAACCGAUUGGGAAGACACAUAGUUAUUUGCUCUACAACGCUCGGACGCGAGAGAAGGUUCCGGUUGAGAAGUGGCGGAUUUUCAAAGUUACGCGGCAGGUUAAUCAGCGGUACCGGCACUUGGCCCGGCUGAUGUACAAGCAGUUCUAUCUUUCUAGUAUUUUAGGCCAAGAAGACAAGGAAUCGUGA
Molecule: messenger RNA, 1920 nt
Organism: Nematocida homosporus
Lineage: Eukaryota; Fungi; Microsporidia
Exons: 1
Coding region: 1-1920 (639 amino acids)
Source: RefSeq, a predicted model, not a curated record